CCGUGGGAAAAAGGAAAAAGAAAAUCAGAAAAAUCAACAGAAAUCACAUCCUAUCCAGUAUCCACAGAAGAAAAUGAAGCAAGGACUUCUCCAAUGGAGUCCUUGCAACCACCUCCGCCCCUCCCUCUCCUCCUCCUUCCUCCUCCGCUCGCCAAUCCGUAUAGCCAGGGUCGCCGGACGGCCCCCGCCGCCUCCUCCUCCGGCGGCGGCGGCGGUCUCCGCGGCUCUCGAGCCGCCAGCCGGCGCCGAGGCCCUGACGGCGAGGGAGCGGAGGCAGCUCCGGAACCAGAGGCGGGAGAGCAGGGCGGCCUACAACUGGCGGGAGGAAGUGGAGGAGCGGCUCAUCAAGAAGCCCAAGAAGCGGUACGCCUCCUGGACCGAGGAGCUCAACCUCGACACCCUCGCCGAGCCGGGGCCCCAGUGGUGGAUCGUCCGCGUCUCCCGCGUCCGGGGCCAGGAGACCGCCGAUUUGAUCGCCCGCUCGCUCAUCAGGAACUUCCCCGAGGUCGACUUCAAGGUAUAUGCACCAGCUGUCCAAGAAAAGAGGAAAUUAAAGAAUGGUUCUUAUUCUGUUAAAGCAAGGCCCCUCUUUCCAGGAUGUGUUUUCUUAAGAUGCAUUUUAAACAAGGAGUUACAUGACUUCAUUAGAGAAUGUGAUGGAGUUGGAGGCUUUGUGGGAUCGAAAGUUGGAAAUACAAAAAGGCAGAUAAACAAGCCUCGGCCAGUAUCUGAGGAUGACAUGGAAGCUAUCUUCAGGAAGGCAAAAGAAGAACAAGAGAAGACCGACCGAGCUUUUGAGGAGGAGCAAGUGUCUGAAAAGCUCAAGUCUGAAAAGCUUGAUCUAGACCUACAUUCAAGUACAGAUGAUUCUUUGGAAUCUGCGUUGAAGCCAAAGCACAAGUCCCGAAAAUCUUCCAGCACAGUUGGUGGUUUAUCUGCUAAAGAAAAAUACAAGCUUCUUGUCCCGGGUUCCACUGUUAGAGUUUUAUCAGGAACUUUUGCAGGCUUUGAAGGCAGCCUCAAGAAGUUGAAUCGCAAGAAUAAAAAGGCAACCAUUGGAUUUGCACUAUUUGGGAAAGAAAGCUUGGUAGACUUGGAUGUGGAUGAAAUUGUACCGGAGGUGGCAUAACCUUUGAAUCUUUUCGAUGAAUCCCUGGUACAUGGCAGGCUCCAAUGUGAAGAUGAUGGCUAUGUUUUAAUCCCUCGACGAUGAAUUUGCAGGGUGAUUGACCCAGAGGCAUGCAGGCGCAUAGGUCCAUUGACCGUUGUACGCUUUGAUCGGGUUGUUUUCUGUCGGCAGUGAAUGGAAAACAUUUAGAGAUCAAGUUCUACUCGAUACCAGGUGAGAGAAUUAGUGUCUUGUCAUCAUAAUGACCCGUAGAAAAUUCUAUCCAGCGGAUCGUCAGAAUGUCUGAUUGAGUUGGAGAAAGAAUAUGCUAGGCCGGGGUCUGUAGUGCUCGAGCUGGUCAAUCUUCUUUUCAUUGCGAGCAAUUCUUCUUGUUCGUUGUCAAUCGAUUGUCUAUCUUAUCGUAGUAGGAAAAACAAGCGACUCCACUGAAAGCCCAACCACUUGGUCGAUCCCACCAAGAUUCACAAACUAUUCAAUCCCGAUCGGAUCUUGUCGCA
Messenger RNA from Eucalyptus grandis, 1626 nucleotides. RefSeq lists its product as uncharacterized. Gene Ontology annotation, biological process: transcription elongation-coupled chromatin remodeling; DNA-templated transcription elongation. Lineage: Eukaryota; Viridiplantae; Streptophyta; Magnoliopsida; Myrtales; Myrtaceae. The coding region runs from base 74 to 1129 and encodes 351 amino acids. The transcript is spliced from 5 exons. The record is from RefSeq and is a predicted model, not a curated record.